AUUUAAUGAAAUGUAUAUUUUAUUAAAUUCCCAUAAAGUAUAUAUAAUUAAAAUAAUGCCACGUAAAUCUUUCUCCGCCGUUCGAUAAUCAAAUACUUUCUUGAUUAAAAAUGUAUUCAGAAAAUGUUAAACCAACAUUUAUCUAUAAACAAAGAGAGCCUCAUAUGUGUAAAAAUCUUCUUCUUAUCUUUCUUUCUUUCUUAAUAGAGUCUUUAAUUUUUACUCAAUUAGCUUUGGUAAUUUGUGAAAAAAACAACCAAUGAGAGAAGAGCAGUUUGACUGGCCACAUAGCCAAUGAAAUUAGCCAAUGGGAAAGAGAUAUAGAGACCUCGUAAGAACCGCCUCCUUUGCCAUUUGUAUCAUCUCUCUAUAAAACCACUCAACCAUCAACCUUUCUUUACAUGCAACAAAUCACUCAAAUAAUUAUUUUAUAAAGAACAAAAAAAAAAAGACGGCAGGGAAACAAUGGAACGUGGAGCUUCCUUCUCUCACUAUCAGCUACCCAAAUCCAUCUCUGAUUUUCUCUCUGCUUUUCACAAUCGUCGUCUCAAUUUUUUCCUGCAAAAUUCCGAUCGCCAUGGAUGAUGGAGCUGUUGAGAUACGUGAAGAGCAACGUCGAUUGAUCGUGGCCCAGCAGCAACCACCAUGUAUGGCUCGUGAACAAGACCAGUACAUGCCAAUCGCAAACGUCAUAAGAAUCAUGCGUAAAAUCUUACCGUCGCACGCUAAAAUCUCUGACGACGCCAAAGAAACGAUUCAAGAAUGUGUCUCCGAGUACAUAAGCUUCGUGACCGGUGAAGCCAACGAGCGUUGCCAACGUGAGCAACGUAAGACCAUAACUGCUGAAGAUAUCCUUUGGGCUAUGAGCAAGCUUGGGUUCGAUAACUACGUGGAUCCCCUCACCGUGUUUAUUAACCGGUACCGUGAGAUAGAGACCGAUCGUGGGUCGGCACUUAGAGGUGAGCCACCGUCGUUGAGACAGGCCUAUGGAGGAAAUGGUAUUGGGUUUCACGGCCCACCACAUGGCCCAUCUCAUGGCCUACCUCCUCCUGGUCCUUAUGGUUAUGGUAUGUUGGACCAAUCCAUGGUUAUGGGAGAUGGUCGGUUCUACCAAAACGGGUCGUCGGGUCAGGACGAAUCAAGUGCUGGUGGUGGCUAUUCGUCUUCCAUUAACGGAAUGCCGGCGUAUGACCAAUAUGGUCAGUAUAAGUGAAGAUGGAAUUAUUCUUCAUUUUUAUGUAUAUCGAUUCAAAACAUGUGUUUGAAUAGAUAUUUUAUCUUUGUAUUAUCAAUAACAUUUCUAUAUAUAAUGUUGCUCCUUUUAAGGAAAAGUGUUGAGUUUCAAUACUUUUCGAGAACUGAUUUAUAUAUGCAAAUGAAAAAGUGUUUUUGGAUGAAA
Molecule: messenger RNA, 1399 nt
Organism: Arabidopsis lyrata subsp. lyrata
Lineage: Eukaryota; Viridiplantae; Streptophyta; Magnoliopsida; Brassicales; Brassicaceae
Product: nuclear transcription factor Y subunit B-9
Exons: 2
Coding region: 578-1213 (211 amino acids)
Biological process (GO): regulation of transcription by RNA polymerase II
Cellular component (GO): CCAAT-binding factor complex; nucleus
Molecular function (GO): protein heterodimerization activity; RNA polymerase II cis-regulatory region sequence-specific DNA binding; DNA-binding transcription activator activity, RNA polymerase II-specific
Source: RefSeq, a predicted model, not a curated record